GUGUAGUGUGGUUCAGUUUUAAUGAAACCUCUUUAACCUUAAGCCACUAAUAUGAAACAUUUAUUGUCUCGUUCAAUAUUGGCAAUUUAUUUUGGAUUUUCUGCUCUGCUAUUCAAUCUUAUUUCGUGUACGGCUGUAGAAAAAUCAAUUAACAAUAUUACCUAUGUUGGAGAAGAAAGACUAGAUUGGAAGGAUGAUAAUGUACGAAAUCAGUUUGAUGGAGGUAAUUUGAAAAAUGUUUCUUUAGAAUAUGCUCCAACAAUCCCUAAUAAAAGUCGACAGAAGCGACAAACUAAAAAGCGAAUUGAGAAGGUAGAAUGUGGUCCCAGCAGAGAUCAUACGCAGCUAAUGUAUGUGCGGACCGACUCCAUAAACAAGUACACUUGGAAGGAACGUUUGACAUACGAUUUGACACAACAGGUAUCCGCUAUUCGUAUAUGUAGCCCCGGCUAUUCCAUCUACCAAUAUUCGGGAACCAAUUCCUGUCUACCCUUCUGUAACCGUUGUGGCCAAGGCGAAUGUAUGGCGCCUGAUGUGUGCAAAUGUUAUAGUGAUUUUGAGAGAAACCCUGAAGGUGUUUGCACUAGUGUCUGUCCUUUGGGUUGUUAUCAUGGGUAUUGUGAUUUGCUGAAAGGCUGUUCAUGCUAUGAAGGCUAUCAAUUGGAUAAGACAAAGAAAUUUUGUCUCCCCAUUUGUGCCGACGGCUGUGGCCACGAUCCCAGAAUGAAGUGCAUAUCUCCGAGAGUUUGUGACUGUAUCGAAGGAUUCUCUAUGGUCGAUGGCAUUUGCAAGCCACAAUGUAAUCCCGAUUGCGGACCUGGAGGAGAGUGUAAAGCAUUUGGCCUCACUAGCAAGUGCGCAUGCUAUCCAGGCUAUAAGUUACGAAAGGGAGUUUGUGAGAGCGAUUGUUAUCAGACUUGCGCCAAUGGCAUUUGCUAUAAUCGCCAUACCUGCCAUUGCUACUCGGACUACAUUUACAACGAGUAUACUAGGAAUUGUGAAGCACGUGUGGGCAUUAUAGAAAGAUAUUCAUUUAAUUUUUAAUUAAAAGUUAUAAAAAACCAAACCCACCACCAUGGAUUCUGUUAAAAAUAAAAUAAAUUUAGUUGAUAAUUUUUCUCUA
Messenger RNA from Stomoxys calcitrans (stable fly), 1123 nucleotides. Its product is annotated as epidermal growth factor-like protein. The transcript is spliced from 3 exons. The record is from RefSeq and is a predicted model, not a curated record. The coding region runs from base 52 to 1044 and encodes 330 amino acids. Lineage: Eukaryota; Metazoa; Arthropoda; Insecta; Diptera; Muscidae.